AUGAAGGACGUGCUGCGUGACCGCGGCUGGGAGGAGGUCGAGGGGGACGACGAGUUAUGGAACUUGUUCUGGUGCGAAGUGUCCCAGCUACGCGCCACCCUGGACCACAGGCGGCUCGACUCCAACCAGCGCGUGCCGCACUUCAGGAACCACUACGAGCUCACCCGCAAGAACCUGCUGUCCAGGAACCUCAAGCGGCUCCGGCGCAACCUGAUGCGGCAGGGCCGGACUCAGGAGGCUGAGAUGUGCGACUGCAUCCCCGUCACCUUCGAGCUCCCGAGUGAGCACCUGAUGUUUGUUGAGGAGUUCAGGCGAAAACACGGAGCCACUUGGAUCAUCAAACCAUCCUCUGGGUCACAAGGCAGGGGCAUCUUCAUCUUUCAAAAGCAAGUACAGUCUUUAAAGCUUUUAACUUGGCUAAAAGAGCUCAACGACUGGAAACAGGCAAAAGAAGCGGCGAUUCAGAACGCCUCAAAGCCUGGGUCAAGGGGUGCCACCUCUUCCGCAGCCCUCGGAGUCGGCAGGGUGGGUAGCGCGACGGCGAGCGCCGUGCCCGCGGGGGGCGCCAGCCAGCAGCCGCCCGAUACCGUACCGACCACCGUGGACUUGGAGGUCAUGCCAGAGGUGUGGGUGGUGCAGAAAUACAUCGACAGGCCCUACCUCAUCGCCGGGAAGAAGUUCGACAUCCGCUUCUACGUGCUAGUUACUUCGUUUCGGCCUCUGAAGGUGUGGAUGGCUCGCGAGGGCUUCGCUAGGAUGUGCGGUGACGCUUACGACCUGCGGUCCCUCAAUAACCAGAGAGGGCACCUCACCAACAUGGCCAUCCAGCUCAAGGGCAACGACACUGACGUCCCGGGUUGCAAGUGGGGCCUGCGGCGACUGCGCCAGUUUCUGACGACGGCGCAUGGCCCCGCCGACGUGGACCGCCUGUUCCAGAGGAUCGCCCAUGUGGUCAUGACCAGCCUGCGCUCCGUCCAGCAGGCCAUCCUACAGGACAGGCACUGCUUCGAGCUCUACGGCUACGACGUGCUGCUGGACGAGGAGCUGAACCCCUGGCUGCUCGAGGUGAACGCGUCCCCCUCCCUGACGGCCACUGACCCCGAAGACUACCGCCUCAAGUACCAGCUCCUGGAGGACGUCCUCAAUGUCAUUGACAUGGAGGGGAAGCUGACUGGUCACGAGCGGCAGGUGGGGGGUCUCGACCUGCUCUGGGACGACGGCCCGGUGUUCCGCCGGUGCCCCGAGGGAUCCUGCGGCGUCCUGAGGCCCCAACCCCCAAACCAGUGCCGGUCCCUCAACGUGAUGCUAGGAUGUUACAACAACAGAACGGAGCAACUAGAAGAAUUAGGGAGAUGGCGUGAGAUUCUAGCAGAACAUUCUGUUUAGUUGACUAUAGAUGUGUACAAAAGUAAGGGGAAACAUAUUUUUU
Molecule: messenger RNA, 1429 nt
Organism: Frankliniella occidentalis (western flower thrips)
Lineage: Eukaryota; Metazoa; Arthropoda; Insecta; Thysanoptera; Thripidae
Product: probable tubulin polyglutamylase TTLL9
Exons: 10
Coding region: 1-1386 (461 amino acids)
Biological process (GO): microtubule cytoskeleton organization; protein polyglutamylation
Cellular component (GO): cilium
Molecular function (GO): tubulin-glutamic acid ligase activity; tubulin binding; ATP binding
Source: RefSeq, a predicted model, not a curated record